Pseudomassariella vexata is the source of this 355-nucleotide messenger RNA. RefSeq lists its product as uncharacterized. The record is from RefSeq and is a predicted model, not a curated record. The coding region runs from base 127 to 321 and encodes 64 amino acids. The transcript is spliced from 2 exons. NCBI's taxonomy places the organism in Eukaryota, Fungi, Ascomycota, Sordariomycetes, Amphisphaeriales, Pseudomassariaceae.
AAGAAAACAUGAACACCUUUCCGUCUCAUUGAAAUCACUCUCCAUCUCCACCCUCGACCAAACUGAGCGAGCUCAACUACACGACAUUUUGAAGACUCAGACGCAUCACUCGAGUUCGAACGAAAUAUGCGCUUCAAUAUUCUCCUGCCAGCCCUUAUAGCUGCCUUCAUAGCAGUACAAGCCUCGCCAAUGCCCUGUCCAGAUGCUACGCGCGAUGCUAUCUUGAAAGGCGAUCUCCCCUCAUCAGCAUGCUGCGGCUACGGUGUGUGCAAAGACGACAUCAUAAUAGAGCAAGGGCAUAUUGUACGACCAAAAUGGUAAAACACAGGGGAGGAGGAGGAGGGAAAGGCGACAC